Messenger RNA from Acaromyces ingoldii, 2429 nucleotides. RefSeq lists its product as hypothetical. NCBI's taxonomy places the organism in Eukaryota, Fungi, Basidiomycota, Exobasidiomycetes, Exobasidiales, Cryptobasidiaceae. The record is from RefSeq and is a predicted model, not a curated record. Gene Ontology annotation, molecular function: RNA binding. The coding region runs from base 223 to 2115 and encodes 630 amino acids. The transcript is spliced from 6 exons.
CUGGGGGUGGGUACGAGGCCAGAGGGGGGAAGAGAAGGGAAGGCAAGAAACGGUCCUACACACGACUAGAUCCAAGCAGACUCAGUCGACAGCAUCGAUAGGUGGUUGACUGUAGGGAAAGGAGUCCUCUUUUUCGUUUCAAUCCACAACCUCGGCAUUGCAGGGCAUCGAGGUCAGCAAGAAGAAGGAGAGAAGGAGAUCAGAAAAAGAAAGGCCGCCAAGAUGCCUCCCAAGAAAAAUCAGAAACUGUCUCUCAACGACUUCCUCAAUGAUGAGAGCACCGGCAAAGUCAACUGGGCCGAUGACCUAGACGAUCUCCCCACCACUCCCAUGUCACGGGAGGAGCGCGGUGCAACUCGUCGCGGAUCUGACUGGCUUGCAUCGCAGCCGGACCGUUCCGAGCGUGACCGCAUGUCUGGCGGCGGUAUGGGCGGCGGCUUUGGUGGAGGAGGAUACGACCGUGGACCUCCUCGCGAGGAGCUGCCUCUGCCGGACAAGCCUCCCUACACUGCCUUCAUCGGCAACCUGGCUUUCGAUCUUCAGGAUGCUGAUGUCGCCGAGUUUUUUGCUCCCAGCAAGCUGAUUAGCAUUCGCAUCGUCUCUGGCCAAGAUGGCCGCCCCAAGGGAUUUGGCUAUGUUGAGUUCGAGACCCUCGAUGGCCUCAAGGACGCGCUUUCCAAGAAUGGCGCCCCUCUUGUCAACAGGACCGUUCGCGUCGGUGUCGCAGAGCCCCCCAAAGGAGGAUCCGGUUUUGGACCCAGUGUCGCAGAGGAAGCUUCGCAGUGGAGGCGCGCCGGCCCCCUUCCCUCGAGCGAUGGCCCCUCUCGAGGACCUCCUCGAGGAAGCGACCGGCCCGGCUUUGGGCGAGAAUCCUCAAUCGGCGGAGGCAGCAGCGGGUUCGACUCGAUGGAGAUCGGUGCCGGCGGACGAAGUGGCUUUGGCUCUCGCUUCACGCCUUCAACGCCAGCUCGCGAUCCGAUGCGCGCUCCUCGCACCCCACUGGCCGGCGCGCCCGCCGAAUCGCUUGAGCCUAGCGCUGGCGACACGGCAUCGGACUGGAGGACGGGCAAGCCAAAGGAGCCGGUCGCCUCUCCUACGGCGCGCCGCCCGUCGACCGAGGGAGCGCGUGCCCCCUCGUUCAGAAGAAACGAUGCCACUGAAGUCGACGAGCGCUUCGCCAACCAGGAACGGCUGGGAUUUGGAUCCAAGUUUGUGCCUACGCCUCCCGAGAGCCCGGCAGGUCCAGGCGCCAAGCGCCCUGGCUUCGGAGCAGACCGAAGAGGAAGCAAUGCGCCAGGUCCGAGCGCCGCCGCUCCAGGCCCAGGUGACGAGGCUGACAACUGGCGAUCAGCUGGCCGACGGCCCAGCGGGAACCAAGUCAACAAGCGCGGAAUGAGCAAUGAUCGCUUCCCUAGCCCUGCUGGACAAGGUUCGGGUUCGCCCUCAAACACCACCGCGGCCCCACCUGCUGAGCGCAAGAAGCUGGAUCUCAAGCCGCGCUCGACGCCUACAGGCGAUGCCCACGCCAGCGCCGACGCCCCUAAGUCGCCGGAGCCCGGUAGUGGCAAGUCGAAUCCAUUCGGCGCGGCCAGGCCCAUCGACCAGUCUGAACGCGAGCGCGAGAUUGAACUGAGAAUGGCGCAGCGAGAGAAGGAGCGAAAGGAAGAGGAGCGAAUUCGCCGAGAAAAGAGCAAGUCAGAAAAGGAUCAGGCCCUUUCCAAGGCGCCCACUGGCCCUCGAGCUGACCGAGAACGCGGAGGCAGCCGACAACGGAAGCAGGGCGAAGGUUCGGAGCGGGGAGGAAGUGAGGCUUCGGCCUCUCAGGCCGCUGGUACGGAAUCGCCUGCGGCUGCUGACUCCCCCAGCGCCGCCCCUGCUUCGGUCGCGUCUGUGAAGAAGGAUCCCCCACCCACCGGCGCCUGGGGCGGAGGUCGGAAGCCCAGCGGUGCUCUUGUUUCCGGACAAGCCUCUCCCGCUGCGACAGGUUCCCUGACACCUGUGAAUGGCAAUGGGAACGGAACCGAGACUGGCUCUACUACGCCUGCAUCGGGCGCAGGCGCGGAGGACAAGCAGGUCGAAGAGGUGACAAAGGGCGUCGAAGCUGCUGCUGUCUAGUUGCUUCGAAGCCUUAAUUUUGGGCUAAUGCACACCCAAAACUCAAAAGGGGGAGCGACGACAUAUAAGGACCUUAGCUUGUAGCCUAGCUCAUCCCACUCUCCCCAUUCAAUGGUCAUUUUACAGCUCUACUAUUACUCCCAGUCUUUCCAGUCCCGAUCAGCUUCUUAACUUGUAGAUCUCUAGACCACCGGCCUCAGCAAGUGCGACAGUCAGGUCCACUUCUAGGUCACGACUAUUACCCUCUAUUACUACUCACGCCCUUGCCAAUAUAGCCUAGGUUCAUCGCCUGGGUUCGUUCAGAAACAAUCGGG